UCUCCCAGUUCAAGCUAAUCAUUGACAGAGCUUUACAAUCACAAGCUUUUACUGAAGCUUUGAUAAGACAGUCCAGCAGUUGGUGGCAAAUGAAGCCAGGCUGUGCGGCAGGAUCUCCAGGGAAUGAAUGGAUUUUCUUCAGCACCGAUGAAAUGACCAUACGCUAUAGGAAUACAAUGUCCAACGGGGGACUGCAAAGAUCUGUCAUCCUGUCAGCACUUAUUCUGCUACGAGCUGUGACUGGACUCUCUGGAGAUGGAAGAGCUAUAUGGUCUAAAAAUCCUAAUUUUACUCCGGUAAAUGAAAGUCAGCUGUUUCUCUAUGACACUUUCCCUAAAAACUUUUUCUGGGGUGUUGGCACUGGAGCAUUCCAAGUGGAAGAGAGUUGGAAGAAGGAUGGAAAAGGACCUUCUAUAUGGGAUCAUUUCGUCCACACACACUUUAAAAACGUCAACAGCACGAAUGGUUCCAGUGACAGUUACAUUUUUCUGGAAAAAGACUUAUCAGCCUUGGAUUUUAUAGGAGUUUCUUUUUAUCAAUUUUCAAUUUCCUGGCCAAGGCUUUUCCCCGAUGGGAUAGUAACAGUUGCCAACGCAAAAGGUCUCCAGUACUACAAUACUCUUCUGGACGCUCUAGUGCUUAGAAACAUCGAACCUAUAGUUACUUUAUACCACUGGGAUUUGCCUUUGGCGCUACAAGAAAAAUAUGGGGGGUGGAAAAAUGAUACCAUAAUAGACAUCUUUAAUGACUAUGCCACAUACUGUUUCCAGACGUUUGGGGACCGUGUCAAAUAUUGGAUUACAAUUCACAACCCAUAUCUAGUGGCUUGGCAUGGGUAUAGGACAGGUAUCCAUGCCCCUGGAGAGAAAGGAAAUUUAGCAGCUGUCUACACUGUGGGACACAACUUGAUCAAGGCUCAUUCAAAAGUUUGGCAUAACUACAACACACAUUUCCGCCCAUAUCAGAACGGCUGGUUAUCCAUCACAUUGGGAUCUCAUUGGAUAGAGCCACACCGGUCGGAAAACGUGACGGAUAUAUCCAAAUGUCAACAAUCCAUGGUUUCUGUGCUUGGAUGGUUUGCCAACCCUAUCCAUGGGGACGGUGACUAUCCGGAGGGGAUGAAAAAGCGGUUGCUCUCCGUUCUACCCCUUUUCUCUGAAGCAGAGAAGAAUGAGGUGAGAGGCACAGCUGAUUUCUUUGCCUUUUCUUUUGGACCCAACAACUUCAAGCCCCUAAACACCAUGGAUAAAAUGGGGCAAAAUAUUUCACUCAAUUUAAGAGAAGCGCUGAACUGGAUUAAACUGGAAUACGACAACCCUCGAAUCUUAAUUGCUGAGAAUGGCUGGUUCACGGACAGUCAUGUGAAAACAGAAGACACCACAGCCAUCUACAUGAUGAAGAAUUUCCUCAGCCAGGUGCUUCAAGCCAUAAGGUUAGACAAAAUACAAGUGUUUGGUUAUACUGCCUGGUCUCUCCUGGAUGGCUUUGAAUGGCAGGAUACUUACAACAUCCGCCGAGGAUUAUUUUAUGUGGAUUUUAAUAGUAAACAGAAAGAGCGGAAACCUAAGUCUUCAGCACAUUACUACAAACAGAUCGUACGAGAAAAUGGUUUUUCUUUAAAAGAAUCCACACCAGAUGUGCAGGGUCAGUUUCCCUGUGACUUCUCCUGGGGUGUCACUGAAUCUGUUCUUAAGCCCGAGUCUGUGGCUUCGUCUCCACAGUUCAGCGAUCCUCACCUGUACGUGUGGAACGCCACCGGCAACAGACUGCUGCACCGAGUGGAAGGGGUGAGGCUGAAAACACGACCCACGCAAUGCACAGAUUUUGUGAACAUCAAAAAACAACUUAAGAUGUUGGCAAUGAUGAAAGUCACCCACUACCGGUUUGCUCUGGAUUGGGCCUCGGUCCUUCCCACUGGUAACCUGUCAGUGGUGAACCGACAGGCCCUGCGGUACUACAGGUGUCUGGUCACCGAGGGGCUGAAGCUCGGCAUCUCCGCGAUGGUCACCCUGUACUAUCCGACCCACGCCAACCUAGGCCUCCCCGCCCCUCUGCUGCACGCCGGGGGGUGGCUGAACCCAUGGACGGCCGAGGCCUUCCAGGCCUACGCGGGGCUGUGCUUCCAGGAGCUGGGGGACCUGGUGAAGCUCUGGAUCACCAUCAACGAGCCUAACCGGCUGAGCGACAUCUACAACCGCUCUGGCAACGACACCUACAGGGCGGCGCACAACCUGCUGGUGGCCCACGCCCUGGCCUGGCACCUCUACGACCGGGAGUUCAGGCCGUCCCAGCGCGGGGCUGUGUCGCUGUCGCUGCACGCGGACUGGGCGGAACCCGCCAACCCCUACGCCGACUCGCACUGGACAGCGGCCGAGCGCUUCCUGCAGUUCGAGAUCGCCUGGUUCGCCGAACCGCUCUUCAAGACCGGGGACUACCCCGCGGCCAUGAGGGAGUACAUCGCCUCCAAGCACCGGAGGGGGCUCUCCAGCUCCGCGCUGCCGCGCCUCACAGAGGCCAAGAGAAGCUUGCUCAAGGGCGCGGUCGACUUCUGCGCGCUCAACCACUUCACCACCAGGUUCGUGAUGCACCAGCAGCUGGCCGGCGGCCGCUACGACUCGGACAGGGACAUCCAGUUUCUACAGGACAUCACCCGACUGAGCUCCCCCACGCGCCUGGCUGUGAUUCCCUGGGGCGCGCGCAAGCUGCUGCGGUGGGUCCAGAGGAACUACGGCGAUAUGGACAUUUACAUCACGGCCAGCGGCAUCGACGACCAGGCUCUGGAGGAUGACCGGCUCCGGAAGUACUACCUGGAGAAGUACCUCCAGGAGGUGCUGAAAGCAUACCUGAUUGAUAAAGUCAGAAUCAAAGGCUAUUAUGCAUUCAAACUGACUGAAGAGAAAUCUAAACCCAGAUUUGGAUUCUUCACACCUGAUUUUAAAGCCAAAUCCUCAAUACAGUUUUACAACAAAGUGAUCAGCAGCAGCGGCUUUCCUUCUGAGAACAGUACUUCUAGAUGCAAUCAGAUGCAAAGAAACACAGAGUGCACUGUCUGCUUAUUCCUUGCGCAGAAGAAACCACUGAUAUUCUUAGGUUGCUGCUGCUUCUCCACCCUGGUUCUACUCUUAUUAAUAACCAUUUUUCAUAGGCAAAAGAGAAGAAAGUUUUGGAAAGCAAAGAACUUACAACACAUACCAUUAAAGAAAGAGCACAAGAGAGUUCUUGGCUAAACUCAUCUUGUCUGCAUGAUAAUUUAAAAAUUCAUUCCAGUUCCAUAUGCUGGUAACUUACAGGAGAUACACCCGUAUUACAGACAGACAGUAUGAGAUACAGCUGUAACCAAGGUGAUGACAAUCAAUGUCUCUACUGCAUGGUUCAAACUUUCCGUUAGGUGUUGACAUCGGUGAAUUGUUCUUGGGUGUAAAGAUAAAGGCUUCAUCCUGAGAGUAAGCUAUGAAGAUUACAUCAUACAUUGCUUCUUGAAGUUUCAUGAACUGUAUUCCGUCAUUCUGCUCUAGCUUUCAUCUCUACCAAUACCUACUUGUAGUAUAAUAAAUUGUUUUUUAAAUGUGAAACUUCGGGUUGGGCAUGGUAGCUCGACCUGUAAUCCCAGCACUUUGGAAGGCCAAGGUGAGCAGAUCACCUGUGGUGAGGAGUUUGAGACCAACUUGGCCAACAUGGUGAAACCCUGCCUCUACUAAAAAUACAAAAAUUAGCCAGGCAUGGUGGCAGAUGCCUGUAAUCCAAGCUACUUGGGAGCUGAGGCAGGAUAAUUGCUUGAACCCAGGAGGCGGAGGUUACAGUGAGCUGAAAUCGGGCCAUUCCACUCGACUGGGCAACAUUGAGACUGUCUCCAAAAAAAAAGCAAAACUUUGUUUUGUUAGAUACUUUAGCAGAAAUUUAACACUUUUCUUUAAGCUGGUCAGUGAUAGAUAAUAUAUUCUGUCACUUCUAACAACGUACUUUCCCCUUUAGGUCAGAGUGGUUUUAAAAUGGAAGAAAACAUACAGUAAUAGGGUAAGUAGUGCUUGUCUAAGCCAGUUACAACAGACUCUUAAGAGCAUCAAGCCCUUCAUUUUUCUAAAGAAACGGAAAUCAUCUACAGAACUUCUAAUUUGUGAUCUUUUACUAGAAGAUUUGAUCCUCAAAAAUAACAAUUUCCAGCUGGGUGCGGUGGCUCAU
Molecule: messenger RNA, 4179 nt
Organism: Saimiri boliviensis boliviensis (Bolivian squirrel monkey)
Lineage: Eukaryota; Metazoa; Chordata; Mammalia; Primates; Cebidae
Gene: KLB
Product: klotho beta
Biological process (GO): carbohydrate metabolic process
Molecular function (GO): hydrolase activity, hydrolyzing O-glycosyl compounds
Source: RefSeq, a predicted model, not a curated record